Molecule: messenger RNA, 6495 nt
Organism: Malaclemys terrapin pileata
Lineage: Eukaryota; Metazoa; Chordata; Testudines; Emydidae
Gene: EDA
Product: ectodysplasin A
Exons: 8
Coding region: 109-1194 (361 amino acids)
Biological process (GO): immune response; animal organ development
Cellular component (GO): membrane
Molecular function (GO): death receptor agonist activity; tumor necrosis factor receptor binding; death receptor binding
Source: RefSeq, a predicted model, not a curated record
CUGGCCGCACAGCCUGGCUGCGGCUCCGGCUUGGGGUUCCUCGGGCGAGGAUGGAGCAGUAGCCAAUCCUCUUUUUCCUCGCAGGACUCGCCUGCGGUGGUACUGACCAUGAGCUCCGAGCGUAGGGAGCAGGCGGCGCCCCGGUCUGACGGAGGGGGCUGCGCCUGUGGCCGCCGGGGCAGCGGCGGAGGUAGCUGGCGCCUCUUCCUGGGCUUCUUCGCGCUCUCGCUUGCGCUGCACCUCCUUACCCUGGGCUGCUACCUGGAGCUGCGUUCCGAGCUCCGCCGGGAGCGGGACCCCGAUCCCACGCCUUCUCCCCGUCACGGGGGUACCGCGGUCGCCCCGGGCUCCUCUGGCUCGGCCCGCCUGCAGCGCUUCGCCGAACCCACGGACCGCCGCCAGCAGCUGGCCUUGCUGAAUUUCUUCCUCCCUGAAGAAAAAUUGCAUCUUGAAGAAGAAAAAUUGCAUCAUGUCCGCCGAACUAAAAGGAGUAAAAGUAGUGAAGGACCUGAUGGUCCAAGUUCAGUUAAAAACAAGAAAAAGGGUAAAAAGGCUGGUCCUCCAGGACCCAAUGGUCCUCAAGGGCCACCAGGACCUCCUGGACCCCAGGGCCCCCCAGGAAUCCCAGGGAUCCCUGGAAUUCCAGGCACAACUGUAAUGGGACCUCCUGGUCCUCCUGGUCCUCCUGGCCCCCAGGGACCACCUGGGCUUCAGGGCCCUUCAGGUGCCACAGACAAAGCUGGCUCCAGGGAGACACAGCCAGCUGUGGUUCAUCUCCAGGGCCAAGGGUCAGCAAUUCAAGUAAAGAAUGAUCUUUCAGGUGGAGUGCUCAAUGACUGGUCUCGCAUCAUUAUGAACCCCAAGGUGUUUAAGCUGCAUGCACGCAGUGGGGAGCUGGAGGUACUGGUGGACGGCACAUACUUCAUCUAUAGUCAGGUAGAAGUGUACUACAUAAACUUCACAGAUUUUGCCAGCUAUGAGGUGGUGGUGGAUGAAAAGCCAUUCCUACAGUGCACCCGGAGCAUUGAGACAGGCAAGACCAACUUCAACACCUGUUACACAGCUGGGGUCUGCCUCCUCAAAGCCAGGCAGAAGAUUGCAGUGAAAAUGGUCCAUGCUGACAUCUCCAUCAACAUGAGCAAGCACACAACUUUCUUUGGGGCCAUACGGCUAGGAGACGCACCAACAUCUUAGAUGAACUUGGCAUAUACAUGGAGUCUCCCAGAACUGCACAGUGCUGCUUUUCAUAAGAAUAUGAGGGGGUUCUAUAAUCCAGCCACAAAGAAAACUGAUCCAGAGCUAUUUAUUUCUUUACGUGGAUACAGGAAGAGUAAGGUCACCUGUGAUUUGCAUGGAGACUUGUAUUGGAAAGGCAGUUGAGAAAGCAUUGUGAGGAAAAAGGCUAGCAUGUCCUUUCUUGCCUCAGUGUUUCAAGUAUUACUGCACUGAUAUUCUGCUCUGUGGUCCUCACCAGAGAUUUGUGGUGAGAAUGAUAUGGGUUUCCUGCUUUUAUGUUGCACUAGCUAUAGCAUCCAUGGCAGUGGCAGAAGGCAAGAAAAGACAGAUUUUCUGAUGAGUUGUUCUCUCUAGGCAUUCAUGCACUGCUGCCUUUGCACACUGAGGGCAAGAAAUCUGUGGGGUUUCUCCACCUACGAGGGAAAAUUCUAUUUUAGGGCAAUGGCGUUGCAGUGUGAAAGGUGAGAAUGAGCCCUAGUCAGUGGUGUUCAUCCUCUGGACUGUAAGAAUAAGUAGGUUGAGUACUUCUGUACCAGGCUUGGAAGCAGGCUGCAAAUGUAAUGAGCAUUUGAUGAGCAUUAAAACAUAGUCACAAAAUAAAAUGAUACCACAUAAAAAACUCUCUCAGCAUUUUGCAAGCCCAGCAUUGAGAUGCUCUAGGCAGCAAUGACCACAAGAUGUUUCAGUGCCACUGGUACUUUUAAGCUCCGGCCACGUGCCCAGAGGUUUAAGUUGCUCUAAUGGGCACUUCCUGGAAGUGGUGGUGUUGCAACAGCAACUUGUGAUUUUACAAAACUAACGUGUUGCAUAUGAGGAAAUAUUUACAUAGGCUUCAUAGUGCAGCAUGCUGCAAACACGGAUACUCACUCUCUCACACACACACACACACACACACACACACACACACACACACACACUCACUCUCUGCAGCAUCCACUGAAAUGGGUAUUUUUACGAUUAACAUAUACAAGCAAACAUAAAUCUUUUCUGUGUUAUUGGCAAUUAUGUGCUGGGUUUUAGGUGCUUUAUUCUUUUUCUAUACUAGUGAAGAAUCUUUCAUUUCUUGUCUGCCCUUCUCUAUCAGAAAGACAGUUAAUCACCACUUAUUACACUAUUUUCCAGCACGACCUGUACUGAAAACUUUGGUCCAAUGCAUACACACCCUUCCCACUUCUCUUUUCUCUGGACUCGACUGAUUCUAUUCCCAAUGUGCCUUUUAGGCAUUAAUGGAAAAAUUAGAAGACUGUGUUUCUUCAGGCUUUCUGAGCAGCUCUUUCCUACUAUUUCCAUUUGACUGGUGAGAUCUAAAUCUAAGAGCUGUACUUGAAGUCGGGAAGGGGAAAGGGCUUUAUUCACUCCUCUGUAUCAUACCCUUUUAAAAAAAAUAAACUGGCCAUCUUUGAACAGAGCUUUCCCCCAAAAUACAGAUUAUAUAUGGGAGGGUGAUAGCUCAGUCAAUAUAUUAAAAUAAAAAUGAAUUUCUGGAGAUUGGAAGAAAAUCCUAAACAGACAGCCUGGUGCUACCUUCCUUUUUACCAAUAAGGGCUACUUGACAGCGAUAACCUAUUGGCAUUUGAAAAUGACCCUCUAUCAGCACCACAAAGGCAGUAAUUGGAUUGGCCAACUAAGGUUCCAACCUAUACUCUUCAGCCCAGAGUACCCUUAGCUUCACUGUUCUUCCUCAUUCAUAAUGAGCGAUGUCAAUGUGUAAGGAGAAAAGCACCUUCCAAAGACUGCCAUUCCUAUGAGAGAAAUGCAUCAUAGGGGGAACUAGCCUUUGAGUUCAGGCCUCACUACUCAUUGGAGGGGUAUAGUUAUGCCAUAAGUGCAUGACAAAUUCCCUAUUACUCUUUUCUUCAUAUGAUCUGCCUCCUUUCCAGCCUCAACAUGUUGGACUAGCAUGAGCAUUAGGACAUUUAACUAGUUUUCAGCGGUUUGUUUCCCUCAGAAUCAAUUGGAAAGACAUAUUUUUCUGAUAACAAUGAAGUUGGGAAAUGUGUGUGAUGGGAACCUCUGUUAACCAACUCAUUAACAAGUAUAUUUUCGAAUACAGUCUACUUAAACGACAAGACUAGGGACAAGCAAAAGUAGUGAAAUGACAGGGAAGAGCAUGAUGGAGUUAGUUAUGCUCUUGUGUCCCAUUCUGCUAGGCCCCAUGAUUCCCAGUUGAAUGAUAAGGCUUCCACUAAGCAGCAAUAUUCCAUCUGUGCAAAGGCAGAACACUCACUGUGGGAGCACCAUGUAUCUCUGUCUAGCCCUCCUCCUGGCAUGUACAUAGAACAGCAAUGAAGGACUCCGGAAGGAACAGAAUAGCGCCUUCCUCAUCAGCUUUAAUUUCUUGUAUGUUCAGUUAGUGGAAUGCACCUUUUCUGAUUUUGCAUUACAUCAAAUGGUGAAUUCAGUAUAACUUGAGUUCCACAGCAUCGAGCACAGGAGACUGGGGAGCACAUGACCUGAAGAACUCUGAUAGUAUGUUAGGGCCAUAUUCAUCACUGGCAUAAGUGAAUAUAAUUACAUGAGAGGGUGAAUUGAGCCAUAAAGAACAUUUUUAUAAAUGAAAACCAAAUGGCUUCUCUAGCAGCAAAAUCUCAUUACUGGAGUAUUAGACUACAUUAUUAAAAUGACGAACUUAUUGCAAGUUCACCUAGGUCCGGGUGGGCAAACUACGGUCCGGCCUGCGAGCCAUUUUAAACCGGUCCGCGAGCUGCUGCUAGGGAGCCAGGUCGGGAUGGCACCACGCGGCUCGGCCCCUCUCUGGCACUCCAGCCGGGGCGGCAGGUCGGGGGCCACACCAUGCAGCUCGGCCCUACUCCGGCUCCCUGGCUGAGGCACUGGGUCGGGGGCUGCACCAUGCAGCUCCUGGAAGCCACGGCAUGGCCCUGCUCUGAGGGUCAGGGGCCGCUCCACACCUAGGAGCCGGAGAAAGGACAUGUCACUGCUUCUGGGAGCCGCUCGGAGCCUGCACCCCAAGCCUCUCCCCACGCCCCAACCUCUUGCCCCAGGCCUGAUCCCCCUCCCGCUCUCCAAACCCUUUGAGCACGGAGCACCCUUCUGCACCCCAAACCUCUCAUCCCCAGCCCCACCGCAGAGCCCGCACCCCCAGCCGGAACCUGACCCCUUCCUGCACCCCUGCCCCAGCCCUGAUCCCUCUCCAAACCUCUCGGUCCCAGCCCAGAGCACCCUCCUGCACCCCAAACUCAUCCCCAGCCCCACCCCAGAAUCUGCACCUCCAACCAGAGUCCUCAUUUCCUCCCACACCCCAACCCCAAUUUUGUGAGCAUUCAUGGCCCGCCAUAUAAUUUCUAUUCCCCAAUGUGGCACACAAGCCAAAAAGUUUGUCCACCCCAACCUAGGUUAUAGCAUGGAUUCUUUCUGAGACAUCUCAGGGCCCCUGUUUAAUUUUCUGAUGGUGCAAAGAAAGGAGUUGAGCAGAAGAGGUGUGAGACCAGAUUGUAGUCAGCAGGGCGAAAAGAGGCACUGUGAGAGAGUUUAACAAGAUACGAGGGAAAAUAGGGGCUUGCUUCAGUCAUCCACUGUGAUGUCUUCUGACAGGCGUCAGUUGCUAAUCAGGUUGAGAAAAGUGAGUGCUUCGUUAAUGGACAAAUGUCGAGCAUAUCGGGAAUUCUGGUGUGUAGUGCUGUGCUCUGCAAAUGCAGCCCCUGCUGCCUUCCUGUUUGUGUCUCAGCCUUUUCCCUUUGAGUGGCAAUCUACUUCCUCCGCCCUUACCAGUGAGCCUUAACUGUCAUUUUAUUGCUAGCUGGACCCCAGUUGCAGAAAAGUAGCAAAUGGUUACUGAUUUAUAAUAUACAAUUGUAAACCUCCAAAACUCUUUCUGUGGAGACAAUUUUUAGAGAAACUGGAAAAGCUGCUACAGUCAGGCCAUUGUUAAAAGAAGCUAAUAUCUGCAGUAGAUGCCUUUAGUUGUGAGCUGAUUACCAGAGAAUGAUUGACCUGCUGCCUUUGCUAUCCCCAAGUGCCUUUCUUACACAGAUAAGCAGGUUGCCUUUUUAACCUAUUGAGGUCUCAAAUAGCCCUGCUCCUACUGACAGUCAUGCCUGGUCAUCACUAGACUGCGAUGUUCCUCUUAAAGAACACUAGAAAUUAAAAUGCUUUGCUGGAAGAGUGCCAGCAUUUGUGUUUAGAAAAGCAUUCUGAAUUGAACAAAUGAAGCUAGAUGGUUCAAUUUUUCUCACAACCAUGGGGGAGCCAUCACAGGUUGGGAGAUCCCCCUCAUCUCUGCAAUUCUGCCCUUUUAUCCCUCUUGGGAGAGACAGUGAAGAAGAGAAUUAGUGUCAAGCUUCCAAAGCUGUCCAGCUACUUACUGGUCUUUCCAGUUUUAGUGCCCAUUGCCUCCUGCCCCGAAAUAGAAUCCUGUUGCUAUUCUCCAGCACACAGCAGCAUUGCCACAAGUUUCUAGAGCAAAGAGAAGCAAUUAUGUAUUUUAUGGUAGCCUAAAGGUCACCCCACUGAAUUGAGGAUUUAUCCACAAGUGCUGUGUUCAGGCUAGGCAUCUCACUGAGAUGCUUUCAAAUCUGAUUGGAAUGCAGAAAAGCUGCAAAUAAGUUUGACUGCAGGCUAAACACUACUUGCUGCAUACAGAAGCUCACUCACUGUUGAAACAAAUAGCAGUGUAGUACUGGUCUCAUUAUUCUGUGCCUCCAUCUCUUCCAGCUAUCUCUUCUGAGAGCAGACUGUGCCUGUUGGGAGCAUUGGGAACAAAACCUUGGUGACUUGGAAUAAGCAGUGCCAGCCAUCUAGUUUUUGCAGGCUGAAUCUGAGUCCCAUUAUUCAGCAAGGUCCCUCCCCCCUUUUUAUUACCCCCCCAUCAUCCUGCAGAUAAGUGUUUCUGGCUCCUGGAUUGUAUACUCUACCCACUUGAGUUUGCAAUAGGAAGCAAUAAUGUAUUUUGUUGCCAUUGUUGAAUACCUUUACAAAUGUACCCCCUACAAGAUGAGGUUUGUGUGUCAUUUCCUUUAAUUGAGUAAACGGUUUAUGAAUCAUUGCUUCCAGCAAACCUCCACUCGGGCUCGUUAAUGAAAAUAUUAUGGCAGAGGAGUUUUGGUCAAAGAUACAGCAACUCCGAGCCCAUCUUACUGUUGUGUGAGCUGCACAGUGAUACAGUGAUGCUGCGCUGUGAAUCAGCAUCUUCAUUCAAGACACUAUCUGUAUAUAAAAUAUACAUAAUGUAUAUAAACUGGGAUGUAAGUUUAUGUAAAUUGUCAGUAUUUUCUUUGCAAAUAAAGCUUUUUCCUGAUCUGA